This is a messenger RNA of Notothenia coriiceps (black rockcod), 4691 nucleotides long. It is a transcript of the gene mideasa, whose product is annotated as mitotic deacetylase associated SANT domain protein a. Gene Ontology annotation, biological process: regulation of transcription by RNA polymerase II; negative regulation of DNA-templated transcription. Bases 750 to 3986 code for a protein of 1078 amino acids. Lineage: Eukaryota; Metazoa; Chordata; Actinopteri; Perciformes; Nototheniidae. Gene Ontology annotation, molecular function: transcription corepressor activity. The record is from RefSeq and is a predicted model, not a curated record. The transcript is spliced from 13 exons. Gene Ontology annotation, cellular component: transcription regulator complex; histone deacetylase complex.
UUUGGGUGAGGCGGUGCGUUCUGGGGUGCACAACUUUCUGCGUGUUUGCGCAGUUUCGCAGCGCUUCAUAUACUCUGGAUAAACCUAAACACAACAUCUGAGUCCGCGGGGCUCGUGUGCAACGUGUUGAAAUCUCCGGAAAUACCCGAGCAGGCCGCUGCACGGCACAGUUUCCACACACUCCCCGUCUCAUGUGUGCUCUACUCGUUUAUGCGGGGAGAAAGUUGUGGACAUUUUUUUUCUUGGAGUGCAUGGUUUCGCUGAUCCAGUGUGCAACUGUGUAACUACAGCGUUAAUGAGCCUCGCCAGCCGGUCCGGAUUUUGGAUUAUGUGCUAUUGGGAUUGUAAACUCGCUUGUUCGCCCUAUUGUGCGCUGUGAAACUCGAGGGAAAGUUGUCAGAGUUAUGACAUUUGCUGCGCACAAUCCCUUCAUGGAGCUGCAUGUAGUCGACUUGGAUCGAAACCAAAGUGACUCCAUGGAGCUGGACAUAGAGAGCUCCGUGCACCAUUAAUAAGGUCCGGCACCAUAAAGAGGAUGAGAAGAAAGAACAGCAAACCUCAGAUUUGAUUCUGGAAGGAGGGUUGCAUGCUCCCCACCCUGCACUUUCCUUUGGGAUUUAUAUUUCCUCCCAAUCACCUCUGUAUACACAAUUAAACAAAGAGUUCCUCGACCUCAGGCAGUCAAAGCACACUACAGAGGCAGUACCAGUUUGAGAGCUCUGACUCCAACAUUACCGUACAAUAUUAGUAUGAGUCUUCCCUCUCAAGUUAACACUGACAAGAGCGGCAAGCUUCGGGCUGCAGCCAUGAAAGAGUCUGUGCAGCAUUCAGGGGAUGUUUAUUAUGGGAUGGGACCUCCGGCUUUAGAGCCAAGCCACAGUGACUCUGCUAGCAGCUCGGCUGUUUACAACCCCGAGAAAGGGCCCCAAAGUUUACCGCACUAUCAACAGGCUGCUCCAGUAAAGUGGAUGCACCAGGAGUCCGUGCAGGCCCCCGGCUGGUCUCAGGAAGCCCCUGCUCAGGCCUGGGGGCAGAACUUUGGCCCCUAUAUGGGUGGAGUGAAUGCCAGGGGGCAGAUGGCAUUCCACAAGGGGGUCCAUGAGGGUGUAGCUCUGCCAAUGGGGGGAGAAAGUCAACUGCCAGGAGGACCUAUUGAGGUUUACAGAGAUGCCCCCCAGGCACAAGCUCAGGGUAGGGGGCUGGAGUGGGAGCAGCACACAGCGGCUGCAAUGCACCAGGCUCAGCUGCAAGUCUAUCAACAUGCCCACAAAGGCGUGGAGGUCCAGGGUCAGCCCCACGCUCCUCCUCCUCCUCACACUUUGCAGGGACCCAUGCUGCAGCCCUUCCAGACAACAUUUAGGCCCAGCAAGCAACAGUUUUCAUCAGGUUAUUACUCUGUUUUUCCAGGGAACAAGGGAAUACCAAACCUGGCGUACGCCGAGCAGCCUAAAUCUCAACAACAGCAGCUGCUACACCAGAUGCAACAGCAGCAACAAAUGCACCAACAUCAACGCCACCAGCACCAGCACCAACACCAACAACAACAACAACAGCAGCAGCAGCAGUUGCAGCAGCAGCAUCAUCUUCAGUUGCAACAGCAGCAACAUUUGCAACAACAGCGGCACCAAAUCCAGCAGCAGCAAAUUCAACAGCAACAACUGCAGCAAAUGCAGCAGCAAUAUCACCAGCAACAGAUUCAGGAGCGACAGCAACAAAUUCAGCAAAUGCAACAACAGCAACAACAAAACGUGACGCAGAAAGAAACAACACAACCACAGGUGCAACCAAAACAGCAGCAAACCCAAAACGUUGUCCCGUGUCAGCCCCCUGAGCCCAGUCCCCCAGACACCGCGCCUAAAAAGGAGGUCCAGUCACUGGGACCAGGAGCUCAGACCUGUGACUCAUCACCCGUACCUGAUCCAUUCCCUGAAAAGGGCUCCACAAAUCCUGCUGAGCCUUCAGAUACAAAGUCGGCGGCACCUAGGCGUUCCCGUCGCCUUUCCAGAGAAGGACAGUCUCCACUGGGACCCCCCUCAACAAACAUUUGGUCUCAAGCAUCCAAAGAUCCUGCACUACCCCACAACGGGGUAGCAGGCACUCAGGUGGUGAAAGGAGGGGAAGUGACAACAGAAGGGGUCAUCCGUAGGAGAAGGAGGGCGUCUAAGGAGAUCAACUUGGAGACUCUGGCCCAGAAGGCGUCAGAGAUGGAGUCCAUGCCUCCCAGAAAGCAUGAAGAGGGUUCUUUAGGCAGACAGGCCAGCAUGAUGCCUCUGGUCAUGCCUGUGUCAGUGCCAGUGCACAGGAGUCCAACAGAUCCUCAGGGUGCCUUAAAUCAGGGACGUGUCGGGGGGCCUGAGAAACCGGCAGGACAGACCCUCAGCAAACCCUCGGUCAUUGUGGCUCGUCGAAGAUCACUCAGGAAAUCCAUCAGCGAGAGUUUUGGUCAGGAAGGGGAAAACGAUCCAGGGACGGAUGAGGAAGGAAAAUCCAAAUUAAAGCGCCGGCCUCGCCCCGAGCCUCUCAUCAUCCCUCCACCCAAACCAGCCACUUUCAUCCCUCCCUCCCUCUACUCCAGCAUCUCUUCUUACCAGAGCAACCUGCGCUCCCCGGUCCGCAUGCCGGACAACCCCCUCACCAUGCCGCCCUACACGCCCCCCCCCAUCCUGUCUCCUGUGCGCGGGGGCUCGGGACUUUACUUCUCCACCUUCCUGACCAACAUCGCCAGCAACCAAAUUCUGCCGCCACCGCCACAUACGCCCAAAUCUGCGACCCGCAGUCUGUUGCGCUCCACAAGUUCAGAUAUCACGCCUCCUGUUCUUUCCUCUUCCUUGAUCACGGAUUCUACAACUGCUAGCCUUGAACCACGGAUAAACAUCGGGCCGCGGUACCAGGCAGAGAUUCCUGACUUACGUGACCCAGCUUCCUCCCAGUUUGACCAGCACAAGGCGGACGUGGUCUGGCUCACUAUAGAUGACUCCAAACUCAAACACGGUGACCAAGAGUGCAUGGAGGAUUUUAUGAACAUGGCGUGUUGCAGUGUGCUCAGGGGCGGAGGAACCAACCAGGAACUGGUUUUACACUGUUUUCAUGAAUCCGGGGGAGAUUUCAUUGAAACACUGGAACGUUUGAUGCUUCAGGACCCAGUGUUUCCCAAAGAUCAUCUACUGGCAGGUUAUCACUACUCAGGCUCUGACUGCUGGACUGCAGAGGAGAAGCGCUACUUCAAUAAAGGGAUCUCUGCCUACAGGAAGGACUUCUUUAUGGUGCAGAAACUGGUGCAGUCCAAGACGGUGGCUCAGUGUGUUGAGUUUUACUACACGUACAAGAAACAGGUGAAGAUCGGUCGCAACGGGAUUUUAACCUUCGGCCCUCUGGAUUCACCGGACGAGAAGCACACCGAUGCUGUGGUGGACGUAAAGUGUGACACGAUUCAGACUUCACAGCAGUCAAAUGUAACUCAAGGACAGACAGAUGGAGACGACAAGAAGGAUGUUUCCUACGGGAGCAGCCAGCAGGCACUACAGACUCAUGACUAUGCAGGGACAGUGCUGGUGAUCAAGGAGCCGCACCCGGUGAAACAAGAGGCUCCACACGCAGCCACACCUUACAGGCCGAGAGCCGAACCUGCCGCCAAGAAGCCACGAGCGCCACCGAAGCCUCCAGUCGAUCCUGACGCAACAUUUCCAUGCAAGAAAUGUGGAAGGGUGUUUUAUAAAGUGAAGAGCCGAAGUGCCCACAUGAAGAGUCACGCAGAGCAGGAGAAGAAGGCUGCAGCGCUACGUCACAGAGAGGAAGAGGAGCAGGCGGCGGCUGAAGCUCUGGCGAGGAAGGCAGCGUCGAUGGCAGCGGCCGCGGCGGUGAUGGUGGCGGCAAAUCAGGGAGGAAAUGGAAACGGAGUGACAGAGCCGGGGGAGGUCAGCAGCCAGGAAGACUCAUCUGAGGAAGAGAAUGACAAAGAGGAUGACAAAGAUGAAGACUGGCGCUGAGACAAAAAACAGGAUAAAAGAGAAACCAAAUGAGAAGAUGGAUUUGUGGGUAAACCGAGGGAUGGAAAAAAGAUGAGAGCACAACAAAGACAAGAGGAGUGAUUUCAAGUCUUCCUGGUAAUCUCCACACUCCUUAUCCCUCGCCCACAUCACACUCCAAAGCUUACACAUUUUGUAUCUUUUAAAUAUUCAGAGGAAGUUUAUUUUUUGUAAAUGCACUUAUGCCCUAUGCUUCUGCUUUUUGCCAAUAUUGCCUUUUUUAUAACCUUUAUUUAAUUGAAUAUAUGUCAAAAAAUAUUAUACAUUUUCAUUGUGUGGACUUAAUGGUUAUAUGAUAUUUCAUAAGAUAAUCAGGAUGCCUGUUAAGCGAUAAAACAUCAAGAUCAAAGCAAUUUUUCACUUUACAGUAGCAGCCCUUUUAAAUUAAGAUAGAAUAAGAGUAUUUAUCUUUUUCUUAGGAAAAUACUUUGCUGAGUAUUGAACAUUUCCAUCAGAUUCUUAGGUUGGUUGCACUCUUGUUUUUGUUUUUUUUACAACUAAGGGACCUUUGAAAUAAAUAUGUAUUAUUAAAAACAAAGUAUAUGAGAUGGCCAUAUAUUUAUGAUACUGCAUUUUUGCAAUGAUUUUGGUAAUGUAAAACUAAUCAUGUCAGCUGCAAUAAGAUUUGUGAAUUGAAAAGUUUAUUAAAAUCUCUACUGUUCUGAA